GCGCUGGGGCUCCAGCCCGAAGAGGCUCGCGUUGCUGCUUCUGGGGACAAACACACAGAGCGGUGCGGCGCGCUGACGCGAACACGUCGGGGGAGACCCGAGAAAGGGAGUCGGUGUAUCCUCUCCAGUCGCUCCAUUCCACGUUUCGUCAACUCAUCAUCUCCCCAAAAAACUCAUAAUAAAAGCCGCAUCGGUGCGCUGAGGCUAUGUGUUUAAAUCAAAUGUGACCAUUAUCAUUUAUUUAUUCAUGUUAACUCUGCUGCUUGGUUUUGUUGGUCAUUGAAUUGGUAUGCUUAUUGACGACUUUACAAGCGUGUAGGACUGAAUGGAAUCCGAGCGACAUUGAUGCGCCUGUUGGCCGACUGUCAGGUGUUUCCCCCGUGGCUGGCUAUUUUGACUCUGACUCUAAGCAGCGCGAUGGGUUGCAUCCAGAGCAUCGCCUGCAAGUCGCGCAUCAAGCGGGAGAACAUCGUGGUCUACGACGUCUCGGCCACCAUAGACCAGUGCCCGACAAUAAUCGAGGAGAACUCGCCGAUUGUGUUGCGCUACAAGACGCCUUACUUUAAGGCCACGGCCCGGGUGGUGAUGCCUCCCGUCGCCCGCAAUGAGACGUGGGUGGUGGGCUGGAUACAGGCGUGCACCCAGAUGGAGUUUUAUAACACUUACGGGGACAUCGGCAUGUCGAGCUGGGAACUGCCGGAGCUGCGGGAGGGCCAGGUGAAGGCCAUCAGCGACUCGGACGGCGUGAGCUACCCCUGGUACGGCAACACCACGGAGACGGUGACCCUGGCCGGGCCCACGUCCAAACCGUCCCGCUUCACCGUCAGCAUGAACGACAACUUCUACCCCAGCGUGACGUGGGCGGUGCCCGUGAGCGACAGCAACGCCCCGCUCCUCACCCGCAUCAAGAGGGACCAGAGCUUCACCACCUGGCUGGUGGCCCUCAACGCAGCCACCAAGGAGAAGAUCCUCCUGCAGACCAUCAAGUGGAGGAUGCGGGUCGACAUCGCGGUGGAUCCCUCCCGGCCCCUGGGGGCCCGCGCCACGCUGGCCGGGCGGCCCCAGCAGGACCAGCCGCGCCUCCUCACCCACAUGGAGCCCAUCCCCCCCAACGCCCUGUCCCGGCCCAACGCCAACGACGCCCAGGCCCUCAUGUGGAGGCCCAAGAGGGGGCUGCCCCUGGUGGUGAUUCCGCCCAAAUGA
Molecule: messenger RNA, 1203 nt
Organism: Conger conger (European conger)
Lineage: Eukaryota; Metazoa; Chordata; Actinopteri; Anguilliformes; Congridae
Gene: fam78bb
Product: family with sequence similarity 78 member Bb
Exons: 2
Coding region: 346-1203 (285 amino acids)
Source: RefSeq, a predicted model, not a curated record